AUGGCGAGAAGGAAAUCGGGAUUUUUCAAACACACCACCCUCAAGGUGCGGGAUGACUCUGUCACGAAAGCGUCGGAACUCUCAGUUCGACAAUCCAUAUUACCCAUCAUUCUCGUCACAACCCUUUACUUUCUCUGGGGCUUCGCCUACGGCCUCCUCGACACCCUGAACAAACACUUCCAAGGCGUGCUGGGCAUCUCUCGCGCCCGCUCCUCUGGUCUUCAAGCAGCCUAUUUCGGCGCCUAUCCGCUGGCCUCCUUGGGCUACGCAAACUGGAUCCUCCGCCACUUCAGCUACAAAGCCGUCUUCAUGUUCGGUCUGACCCUUUAUGGCAUUGGCGGACUCCUCAUGUGGCCCGCCGGCCUCAAGAGAUCCUUUGGCGGAUUCUGCGGCGCUACUUUCAUCAUCGGAUCUGGUCUCGGCAGUUUGGAGACCGCCGCGAACCCAUUCAUCGCAGUCUGCGGCCCACCAAAGUAUUCGGAACUGCGCAUUAACCUGGCACAGUCGUUCAAUGCUGUGGGGACGGUCAUCGGGCCCGUUCUGGGCAGCUACGCCUUCUUCAAGAACACGGGCGAUGACCUGCAGAGUUUGAAGAACGUGCAGUGGGUGUACCUCGCCAUUGCCAUCUUUGUCUUCGUACUUGCGUUCGUGUUUUACGUCUCCCCGAUCCCGGAGGUCACGGACGCGGAUAUGGAACAUCAGGUCACUGUUACCCAUGAUGGGUUGGAGGAGAGGAACAGGAGGCCGUUUUGGAGACAAUAUACCGUCUUCCACGCGGCAUUCUCCCAAUUCUGCUACGUCGGGUCACAGGUGGCUUUGGCAGGAUACGCAAUAAACUACUUCACCGAAAUCGCCCCGAUAUCCAACUCCACCGGCGCGGCCCUCCUCGCCGGCGCACAGGGCUGCUUCGCCCUGGGCCGCUUCUCCGGCUCUCUCCUCAUGCGCUUCAUCCGCCCACGCUACAUCUUCCUGCUCUAUCUCACAGCAGUGAUUGCCUUCUGCUCCGCGGCCAUCACACAACGCAGAAAUACCGGCAUCGCAAUGUUCAUGCUGACCUUGUUUUUCGAAUCCGUGUGUUUCCCGACCAUUGUGGCGCUGGGGAUCAGAGGGCAGGGAAGACAUACCAAGCGUGCCGCCGGGUGGAUUGUCGGGGGCGUGUGCGGCGGCGCCUGCGUUCCGCCCCUGUUGGGCGCGACCGCCGACUGGCGCAACAGCACGCCCUUUGCGCUCGUCGUGCCCGUGUGCUUCUUCAUCGCCAGCUGGACGUACGCCCUGUGCGUCAAUUUCGUGCCCUACUACCGCGUCCCCGCGGAUGCGAUUGGUGGGUCGCAUAUAAGACUUGGGGACCGCGACCGCGACCGCGACCGCGACCACGAGGGCGAGGGCGAGGGCGGGGGCGGAGUGCAUGCGGAUGGGGAUGGGGAUGUGGAGAAAGCGGGCGCCGCCCAGAUUGAGCGCGCCGGGAAGGAGGAUGUGCAGGUGCAUAGGGUGGGAGAGAAAGACUGA
This is a messenger RNA of Fonsecaea multimorphosa CBS 102226, 1506 nucleotides long. RefSeq lists its product as uncharacterized. The coding region runs from base 1 to 1506 and encodes 501 amino acids. NCBI's taxonomy places the organism in Eukaryota, Fungi, Ascomycota, Eurotiomycetes, Chaetothyriales, Herpotrichiellaceae. Gene Ontology annotation, molecular function: transmembrane transporter activity. The transcript is spliced from 4 exons. The record is from RefSeq and is a predicted model, not a curated record. Gene Ontology annotation, biological process: transmembrane transport.